GAGUGGGGCCCUCACCGCAGUCAUCUUUACCCUGAAGCUGGCAGGUGUUCCGCUCCCAGUUCCUGCAGAUGCGAGAGAAAGAAGUGCCGGACACUCAGAAACAGGAAAAUGGCCUUGCAGCUGAGGAUUGGUGUGAAGGUGCGGAAGACUGGGGAAGUGACAAUGAGGAGGCGCCUUCACCGCAGCUUACCUUGGGUUUUGGAAAUGAUUCGAACAGUGCCAAGGACGUAGACUGGACUGCCCAGCUCCAAGACCUCCACCUUCAGGAAACUCACACGGAUGCUGCUCUUCCUGUGCCUCCUGGGGAAGGGAUGGCCUUGCCUUCUGUGGUGCCACAGUUCCUGCCCCGCUACAUCGGUGUGGUAGAUGAGGAUGACUACAGGGACGUUGUCAGUCUAGAUCAUGCGCAUAGUCUUCUCAGGGAAUAUCAACAGCGAGAAGGAAUUGAUAUGGAAGAGCUGCUUUCCCAAAGUCUUCCUAGUGAUGGUAAUGAAAAAUAUGAGAAGACCAUAAUUAAAAGUGGAGAUAAGAUAUUUUACAAAUUCAUGAAGAGAAUUUCUGCUUGUCAGGAGCAGAUUUUGAGGUAUUCCUGGAGUGGACAACCACUGUUUUUGACCUGCCCUACAUCAGAAGUCACUGAGCUCCCAGCCUGCAGCCACUGUGGAGCCCAAAGGACAUUUGAGUUUCAGCUUAUGCCAGCACUGGUCAGCAUACUAAAAAGUGCUAAUUCAGGUCUUUCUGUGGAAUUUGGAACAGUUCUAAUUUACACAUGUGAGAAGAGUUGCUGGCCUCAAAAUCAGCAGACUCCCAUGGAAGAAGUUUGUAUUGUACAAGAAGACCCAGAUGAAUUAUUAUUUAAGUAGAAUAUUUCCAUUUUUAAUAUAAAUGGGAAUCUAUUUUAAUGUCCAAA
Molecule: messenger RNA, 910 nt
Organism: Myotis davidii
Lineage: Eukaryota; Metazoa; Chordata; Mammalia; Chiroptera; Vespertilionidae
Gene: PDCD2L
Product: programmed cell death 2-like
Exons: 5
Coding region: 69-863 (264 amino acids)
Cellular component (GO): cytoplasm
Source: RefSeq, a predicted model, not a curated record